This is a messenger RNA of Didymodactylos carnosus, 208 nucleotides long. NCBI's taxonomy places the organism in Eukaryota, Metazoa, Rotifera, Eurotatoria, Philodinida, Philodinidae. The record is from the annotation of a GenBank genome assembly.
AUGAUAAAGACAAAUGAUUUAAUACAUGGUCACUAUCCAACAUUACAAGUGACUAAAUUUCAAUUAAAUGUUGGUAAAGGUGGAUUUUCCGAAGUUCAUCGUGCAUUUGAUUUAAAAGAACAACGUUAUGUUGCUUGUAAAAUACAUCAGUUGAAUAAAGAAUGGAAAGAUGAGAAAAAAGUCAAUUAUAUUAAACAUGCUCUUCGUG